UGCAGGGGGGAGGCUGCAGGAGGCCGCGCCUGGCCUCCUUGGGUUCCUGCCCCUGCUGGGCUCCCGAGGUCAGCAGGAUCAUACUUCAAGCUUCACCCGGAGAGUGUGGUGCUCGUGUGUGGCCCCUGGGUGUCUGAAGGCCUUGGCCUGUGUGUCCGCCUGUUCUGUCCCGUCUACUCAUGUGCCUUGAGUGCACGCUGGCGUGGGUUCAUGUGUGUGUGGUCCGUGUGUUUGUGCCUGCGGGUGUCUGUGCAUUUCGGAGCAUGAGCUUGUGUUUGUGUGUUCACUCGUGUGCCUGUUUGGGCAUCUUUGUGUGUGUGCGUGCAGGCACGUGAGCCUGUGUCCUGAGUGUCCCUGUGGGUGUGCCCCGUGUCUCCACACGUGUCCCUGAGUCAGCCGCAGUGAAGAUGCAGAGAUAAGCCCUGGGGGACAGCUUAGGAUGCUGAGUCCUGGGGCAUCUGCCUGCCCUGUCCUCUCUGAUUUGCCAGGUAUCCUAGCGACGCUGCUGCCAGUCGCCUAGCAACCAGGUCCCCAUCCUUGGAGACGGAUGCUCCAAGCAGGGUCUGGGCUAUGUGACUUCACACCUCUGAGGCUUAAUGCUCCCGUCUGCACGAGGGUGAUGCUGAUGACAAUGAGCCGGUGCCAGGUGGCUUUGCACGCAGGGAGGUGGCAUGGAGUCCCUCUUCCCUGCCCCAUUUUGGGAGGUCCUCUACGGCAGCCACCUGCAGGGCAACCUGUCCCUCCUGAGCCCCAACCACAGCCUGCUGCCCCCCAACCUGCUGCUCAAUGCCAGCCACGGCGCCUUCCUGCCCCUUGGGCUCAAGGUCACCAUCGUAGGGCUUUACCUGGCUGUCUGCAUUGGGGGACUGCUGGGAAAUUGCCUCGUCAUGUAUGUCAUCCUAAGGUAGGCUGGGGACCUGCCAAGGUUCCCUACUGGCACACCAAGAUGAAGACGGCCACCAACAUUUACAUCUUUAACCUGGCUCUGGCGGACACUUUGGUGCUGCUGACGCUGCCCUUCCAGGGCACAGAUGUCCUCCUGGGCUUCUGGCCGUUCGGAAAUGCCCUGUGCAAGACAGUCAUUGCCAUCGACUAUUACAACAUGUUUACCAGCACCUUCACGCUGACCGCCAUGAGCGUGGACCGCUAUGUAGCCAUCUGCCACCCCAUCCGCGCUCUCGAUGUCCGGACGUCCAGCAAGGCCCAGGCCGUCAACGUGGCCAUCUGGGCUCUGGCGUCUGUCGUGGGUGUUCCUGUCGCCAUCAUGGGCUCGGCGCAGGUCGAGGACGAAGAGAUUGAGUGUCUCGUGGAGAUCCCCGCCCCACAGGACUACUGGGGCCCCGUGUUUGCCAUCGGCAUCUUCCUCUUCUCCUUCAUCCUCCCCGUGCUCAUCAUCUCCGUCUGCUACAGCCUCAUGAUCCGGCGGCUGCGUGGCGUCCGCCUGCUGUCCGGCUCCCGGGAGAAGGACCGGAACUUGAGGCGCAUCACGCGGCUGGUGCUGGUGGUGGUGGCGGUGUUCGUGGGCUGCUGGACGCCCGUCCAGGUCUUCGUGCUGGUCCAAGGGCUGGGCGUUCAGCCGGGCAGUGAGACCGCAGUGGCCGUUCUGCGUUUCUGCACGGCCCUUGGCUACGUCAACAGCUGCCUCAACCCCAUCCUCUACGCUUUCUUGGACGAGAACUUCAAGGCCUGCUUCCGAAAGUUCUGCUGUGCUCCUGCCCUGCGCCGGGAGAUGCAGGUGUCUGACCGUGUGCGCAGCAUUGCCAAGGAUGUGGCCCUCGCCUGCAAGACCUCCGAGACAGUACCGCGGCCCGCAUGACUAGGCGUGGACCUGCCCAUGGUGCCUGUCAGCCCACAGAGCCCGUCCACACCCAACACGGAGCUCACCCAGGUCACUGCUCUCUAGGCUGACGGCAACCUGAGCCCUGGGCGUCGCCGGACUCACAGACUUCACCGUGGCUUCAGAGGGCCCGGUGACAUCAUGGGACAGGUCAGACUACAGCUGCCCUCCUGGUUCAGGGUGGAGAGGGGACGCGAGGACCCACCGGUGAGCGUGCGUGACCAGAGCGCACGCCAACUCUCCUAUGCGCCUCGGGACCCUUCUGGCCUCUGCCCCGCCGCACCCUGUGCGCUCUUGGCGUGCACACACCCGGAGGCGUAACAGCAGCGUGCCCACCCCGUGCCCCCGUGCGGCGUGCCGUCUGCGUGGAGCCCUGCCGCGUCUCCUUGGGCCUGGAACUGACUGGAGGGCUGGCAAGGUGUCCGCGGGCAGCGGGGCUUGGAGCCGCUGGCACGGACUUGCCUGUGCCUCAGCUGCUCCCCUUCUCGUCCCCCACCUGCCUCUCAGAGGCUUUUCCCUCCAGAAGCGCCAAGAACUGUCAGCCUCAGAUGUGCUGCCCGCGCGUGCGGAGGCGGCUCAGAAGGCCUGUGGGCUGCUUGAUCACCUCAGGCCGCUGUUGCUUUUUUAAAAUGUCUUCUUUAAAAAUUGCGUUUCUCUUUUUAGAGAGAGAGAGAGAGAGAGAGGACGCAAGGCGGGGAGAGGGGCAGAGGGGGAGAAAGAGA
Molecule: messenger RNA, 2559 nt
Organism: Leopardus geoffroyi (Geoffroy's cat)
Lineage: Eukaryota; Metazoa; Chordata; Mammalia; Carnivora; Felidae
Gene: OPRL1
Product: opioid related nociceptin receptor 1
Exons: 5
Coding region: 548-1816 (422 amino acids)
Biological process (GO): neuropeptide signaling pathway; sensory perception of pain
Cellular component (GO): neuron projection; membrane
Molecular function (GO): nociceptin receptor activity; neuropeptide binding
Source: RefSeq, a predicted model, not a curated record